Messenger RNA from Hymenoscyphus albidus, 1072 nucleotides. NCBI's taxonomy places the organism in Eukaryota, Fungi, Ascomycota, Leotiomycetes, Helotiales, Helotiaceae. The record is from the annotation of a GenBank genome assembly.
AUGCGAUUCUCCUGUUCUUUAGUCGCUGCACUCGCUAUAAUCUCUUCCAAUGCGCUCAGUUUCUCAAAUAGUCUUCGGUUGAUUCGAAGAUCUAUUCCAACACCCAUUUCACGCCUUCUCUCAAUCAGACAAGACAACUCGACUGAUGUAACCAGCUCGACAAUUCUGGCCGAAAAGGGGGCUGAAUGCCCGGCGGCCUGGCAAGCUAUCGUAAAAGAUUUCUCCGCGAUGUUCAUGGGACCUGACGGGCAAUGCACUGACGAUGCUAGAGCAGCAAUACGUGUAUAACUCCAUCCCCUUGAAUCUCCCCAAAAACAGAAGAACUGACAGGAAAACGCAGGAAUGUUUCCACGAUUGCUCAACCUAUACCAAAUCCUUGGGUAAGAGUGGUGGUUGCGAUGGCUCUCUCAUCCUCGCAGACGAAGUCAACACUCGACCAGAAAACAAAGGGCUUCAGGAAAUUUCCGCCAAACUUGUAGCAAUGAAGGCCAAAUACCAAAAUGCAUCAAUGGCAGACCUGAUCGUCAUGGGAUCCAGCGUGGCGAUUGUGUCCUGUCCCGGUGGACCUCGAAUCGAUACUUUCAUCGGGCGCAAAGAUAGCAAGAAACCAGCUCCAGAAGGAACAUUGCCAAGUCCUUUUCAAGAUGGAGACACUAUUUUGAAGAUGUUUCAGGACAAAGGAUUCGAUGCUGCAGAGCUAGCUGCCUUGAUGGGCGCACAUACCGCAUCCAAGGCCGGAAAUGUGCCAAAUAUUACUGCUGGUACACCACAGGAUACCACUCCUGGGAAAUGGGACAUUGAAUACUAUGCUCAGACAUACAAACCACAGAAGGGCAUGGCAACAUUCCCAAGUGAUGUCAGUUUAUCUAAACAGAAAGACGUGGGACCAGCGUUCAAGGCUUUUGUAAAUAAUAAGGCUGAUUGGGAUGUCAAAUUUGCGGCAGCAAUGGAGAAGAUGCAGCUUUUGGGUGGGUUGGAUAGGAAAGAUAUGGUUGAUUGCACGAGUUUUAUUCCAAAUGGGACAGCCAAGCGAGAUAUGAGAAGUGCGCCAAUCAAUGUCAGAGUUCGUUAG